Messenger RNA from Bacillus rossius redtenbacheri, 13760 nucleotides. It is a transcript of the gene Pur-alpha, whose product is annotated as transcriptional activator protein Pur-beta. Lineage: Eukaryota; Metazoa; Arthropoda; Insecta; Phasmatodea; Bacillidae. Gene Ontology annotation, biological process: regulation of transcription by RNA polymerase II. Gene Ontology annotation, molecular function: RNA polymerase II transcription regulatory region sequence-specific DNA binding; DNA-binding transcription factor activity, RNA polymerase II-specific; purine-rich negative regulatory element binding. Gene Ontology annotation, cellular component: nucleus. The transcript has 7 exons. Bases 272 to 1198 code for a protein of 308 amino acids. The record is from RefSeq and is a predicted model, not a curated record.
AGUAUUUGAGACGUCACAUCCUGGUAUACAGUAGAGUUAUUUCUACCAUACUUUCCUUCGUUUUUUAAGCAGGUUGGAAAAUAUAGCAGUUGGAACAGUAUGUGUAAUGAAAACGAAUAAAUAUUCGAAACAACCUGGUGUAGUUUUCUGUUGGCUGGAAUAACAAAGACCUACUUUUCAAGUGUAUUCAAGUGUAGCGGACUAAGUUCCUGCGUAGGAAUAAAUUCCUUGCAGCGAAAACGAGGGUUAAAUCGCUUUCGAAGAGAAGGAUAUGUCGGACCGAGAGAGCGGAGAUGACCAGCCACAGGGGCAAAGUAAAUACCAUGGACAGUCGGGUGGAUUGGAGGCUGGUGGCGGCUCGGAUUUCGACUCUGCCUUAGGAAAUGAUUUAACGUCAUCAGGAGGUAUGGCUACGGUUGCUCUACAGGAAGCGGAGGGCACAAAUUCCGAAGUAGAGGGUCUGGAUUCUCCGGCAGGGCAACAGCAGCAGGGCGAGCAGGAACUGGCCACAAAGAUGUUACAGAUACAGUCAAAGAGGUUUUACUUAGACGUUAAACAAAAUAGAAGAGGGCGCUUUAUUAAAGUAGCAGAAAUUGGCGCAGAUGGUAGGCGAAGUCAGAUCUUCCUGGCGCUAUCGACAGCGGCAGAAUUCAGAGACCACCUGUCCACGUUUAGUGACUUUUACGCUUCGCUCGGGCCCCCGAACCCAGAGAAUGUGCCUGAAGACGGCAAACUCAAGUCGGAGAUGAUGAUCAAAGACAACCGGCGCUACUACCUGGACCUGAAGGAGAAUUCCCGUGGGCGAUUCCUAAGGGUGAGUGUGUCCCAGACCAUCACGCGUGGCGGUCCCCGGUCGCAGAUCGCCAUCCCUGCCCAGGGCAUGAUAGAGUUCCGCGACGCACUCACCGACCUGCUGGAAGAGUUUGGCACCGACGACGGUGGCUUCAAGGGCGAGCUCCCGGAAGGAAGGCAUAUGCGAGUGGAAAACAAGAACUUCUACUUCGAUAUAGGACAAAAUAAUCGAGGAAUUUACAUGCGUAUCUCGGAGGUGAAAACCAACUUCCGAACAGCCAUCACGGUGCCAGAGAAGUCGUGGGCCCGGUUUCGCGACAUCUUCGCCGACUACUGCGAGAAAAUGAAGGAGGGUGGAGAGAAGGUGACGGGCGGCGGGCCGGACAGCGGUCCCAGCACCAAGUGAGGCCCGAGUUGUUAGAUCCAUCGCAUUGACACAAACACUUUCCAUCCAGCGACAGUGAGCUUUGCCUCGACUGGACCCGAGUUUUAGAACAUGUAAGCGAGAGGGACAGAGACUACAUAUUGACGACGAUUCUUCAGAUUUCAAGUUAGGAAACAAGAAAACAUGGUUACUAAACUGUGAGGGUGUGUUUGUGUGUUUGUUUGUGUGAAAGAGUUUGGAAAUAAAAUAACUGCUGCUGUAAAGUUUAGGUACAAAAAUAGAACAAUAAAAAAAUUGCUGGCCAAAGAGUGAGAAGAGCCCUUGCCAGAAGAUGCGAAGAUUGCGGGGAAUGUGAUGCCGAUGGGCGUAGAGUGCAAAAAAUUCUUAAAAGAGUGAUAUAUGUAUAUUUUAUUUAGUUGAAGCUGCAGACUAUAACAAACAGUUGUCGCAAGUUCCAAUUUCCAAUGCUGAAUUGUUGCAUUUUCAAUUAUGGCUGUAAUUUUUCGUAUGUUUAAGUUUUCAAAGCAAAUUGUUAUAUAUAAUAUGUAUAUAUAUACAUAAAAGAAGACCUGCCUAUAUUGUGUGUUAAAAUCUACAAUAUCUUUUUUAGUAACGGUAAUAAAUUUUGUGUAAUAAUUUCUUGUAAAUGAAAAACGCUUAAAUAUUUUUCUUUUUUUCUUUUGCUGCUGUCAUGUUAGUGAUGAUUGACAAAAAAUAUGUGCAUGAAAGAAACACAUGUUACUUGAAUUGUUGAUGCUGUUAUAAUGCAGCCUUCGAGGCUAAUCGGGUUGGACAGUCCUGGGUAGACAAAGAUGUUAUUAUUUUCUAUGACAAUAGAUAAUAUAUGUUAACUAAAAAUUUUAGUUUUUAAGACAAAAAAUUUUUGUUGAUAAGCUGGACUGUAUAUGAAUAUUAAAAUUCUGGACCAAUGUUCCGAGUAGUGAAAGCUACAGUCGACCCCACGCUAGCCAAUGGAGUUGGGAUAUGCCACGCGAUUGUGUCAGAGGACGAAUCAACACCAUUAUUGUGACCCUGGUUAUCAAAAUAGCAGUUAUAAGUACUAGUAAUAUUUGUCUGCUAUUUUUUUCUUCUUUUUUUUAUAAUUUCGUAGAGCUGAGCCCACAGUUGCAUCUAUGUGUUGAUUAUUAUUGCAUUGCAUUGCAUUGAAAGUUUAUUCUAGUCUGCAUCAUCAUUAUGCAUCUUAUAGCUGCCAUGGUUAAAGGUUACAAAUAUUAUUGUAUUAAUGUAAAUGUAACUGAAGUUUACAGUUUCUUAAAAUGAGAUUAUUUAAACUAUCAGCUCGUGCGACAUUUUUUUUUAUUUUUAAAAUGUUAAUAAUUUUAAUUAAACCAGUGAAUUAAUGUGAAGUUUCUUGAUUUAGGUUUUGCUUAUAAAUUUGUAGUGUUUUUUCACAAUAUUUUUUUUAUUGUUUUUAUACUGUGCUCAAUUUUGUAAUUUGUAUCCACAGUUCAAGAAUAUGUAUUUGGCAGUGUGUUUUGACGUACAAUUUUAUGAGAGGGCAUUAAAAUUUGGAAAGCAAGUUUGGUAAUUUUAAUUGGUUGUAAGGAAUAAUUGAUCAUUCAGGUGGCAAGAAACAACUGUGAUUAUAGCAUUUUACAGCAUAUAUUUAGUUUGGUAUAUUAGAACUGUGGUUCCUUUGGAUAUGCAUUCCUAAGAACAGGAAUCCAACAGAAAUUUCUUUCAAAAAUAUUUUGAUAAUAUUUGUAGUAGUGUACGAAAUAAUUUGGUUUUGUCACAUCUCGUUUUUGCUGGGUAAUGAGUUUCAAGUAAAGUAUUAAAAAAAAGAAGCCUACAUGAAGUAGAACAGUAAAUAUGUAGUUGAAAUGAAAGAUGGUUGAGGCAGCCUUUGAUUUUGGAAUGCAGCUGAAUGUCAUAACUGCUUGAUAGAGGUAUUUCUCUAGUAGUAUUUGUUAUGUGCAGUGUAGUUUGCAUAGGCACCACAUACAUGACAGAAUUAAGUAUGUUUGGAAAUGGUUGUUUCUUGGAAAUAAAAGUAGAAUCUCAUUGAACUUUUCAAUUACGGAGAAUUGUGCAAAUUUGAGCAUCUAGUUGGCAGUUGGUUGCCGUGUUGGUAGUACUGUGUCUGGUGAUGAGCAGCUAUGAGGUAUUGCAAGGGUGAAUGAAGAUUCAGUCUUUUUUCAAUUUGCAUUGUAUUGAUAAUGAAGGGUGUUCUUUCAGGAAACAGUAGAAUUUGCUUGUGAUUAUUUGCUAUUGGUUUGCUUUCACACUGGCUGUAUCGAUGGGCAGUAAAUAAUUACGGCUUCUCUUUGCAUAAUGCACAGUAUGGAAACUGUGAUGUGAACGUGUUUCAUAGCGUGAGCAGUGAAUAAUUAUGAUUUUCACACAGAUUUGAGCAUCACAUUUCUCAGCAUUCACAGCUUUCUGAUUGUGUUUGUUUUAUCUUUAAUGUUUAAGUUCUCUUCAUACCUCACGUUUGUUCUUUCUUCUGGGGUAGUGUACAAAGUUGCUUUCCUUUGUUAAGGUAACAAGGGCAAGUAAUUGUAGGUUUGUACAGUUAUUUUCAAAUUAUUUGCCCUGGGUAGUUGACUGUACAGAUGUUACAUAUAUUUUUUUUUUUUUUUUUCACUUUGGCUGUGUCAGUCUAUCAUGUUACUGCAACUUUGGCAGUAAAGUAGUUGGUCGUGUUAUCUACCGCAUUUUCUGUGUGACCACCAUGCCUCCACGAACAGGCCACUUCUGCGCAAUAUGGUGUUGACGUUCUGUGUCCCUCUCCUUCCGUUCUUCCUGUUGGUCGUGUUAUCCGUUUUGAAAUGUGAUUCUGUUCAGUUUGCUCGGAAUUUAAGCCCGUGAUGGCUGUAUGCUGUACUUUAGUUUCUUUAACCUACGUAUUUGUCAUUUAACUAGUUGCAUAGAAAUAGAAUUGCAUGUAGCUUUUAAAGAAGAGUAAUUGCGGGUAUAUAUGUUUUAAUGGAUUUGGGUUGGCGUGAAGUUACGGGAAUGUGCACUGCUGCUUUUGAGUCAAGUUUUCCUUGGUGGUUUAUUUGUAAGAUAAUGCAAACUGAACAGACUCAUAUUAUUUUCUGUAUUGAUAGUUAAUUUAUAUAUUUUUGUCGAUGUAAAUAGUGUAUUGAAAUUAUUGUACUUGUAAAACCCAUCUUCAUUUCGAGAAAUUGGAAAUGCACUAUGAACACAGAUUGUUGGUUCUGAAUUAAGCCAAUAAUUCUCGAUAGUGUUGUAGGUUUGCAACUGUCCAUUGUGAUGUACGUUGUAUUCCUUAAAACGUGAUGAAAGAAGAUAUCAGUAAAUCAGUGGGUGGAUCAUUGCAUCAGCGUAUGAAAAUUAUUCUGAUGCCGUUCGUUCACAUCCAGAAAAUGUGCAGAUUGGUUGACAUAUAUUUGUGUUCAUGUUGCACCACAGUUUCUACAUUUAACCAGUCAUUGCACCAUAGCAUUAUGCUAAUCGAAUCUGUGUCGUAAUGUUGUUGGGUUUUUCUACAGGAGUGGCUGGCCAUUCCUGAGCUAUGAGAAAAUUACAAAAAAAGUAAUCUGUAAAAGAAUGUAAAAAUUAAGUUAAUGUAUUUAAAAGUGAUUUUGAAAAGUAAUGGAAAUUUUUGUGCAUUAUUUAAAGAAUUAAAGGAGAGUGUUUUAGUGAGGAUAAAAAAAAAUAUAAAUGUAUAUUUAUGAUAUGAAAGUCGGAGAGCUUUGGUGUAGAGGUGAACAGGUUAUCUGGACUUCUUAGUCCAUCAAUGCAGUGUAAAUUGAGGGUUCUGUUGAUACUGAACUGCAGGUUUGACCCAGUGGCGGUGCAAGACAAACAGCUGAACAUUAGCAUUUCUAAAUAUUUAUUUAGCAUAAUCUAUGCAACAUUCCAGAUGACACGUAUCUUUGAUUAGUUAAAUUCACACCAUCAACUUAGCUCACAAAAAAAAAACUCCUUAUUUCAGAAAAUUGUUAAGAUUUGUAUUGAAGUUUGAAUUGAUCUUUGUACUUGAGUAAGGGCUGUGUUCAGGUCUUUGUCACAGAUAAUUCAGUGCACGUCAACUGCAGUCUGUAGCAGAGGUCCUUAUAUUGUUCAAAACUGUUUGGAACAGCAUGCAUAAAUAAUACAAGGUGAUCGGGAACCAGGUAUUCAUACUUUUAAGUUCCAUCAUGAAAAGUUAAAAUGUGGCAAAAAAAAAUGUUUUGGGUGGAUUUUGUUUUAUUAAGAUUGGCAAGAGAGUUUGUAAUCUUUCUUAAUCAUCCGUAGCGCUUGUCAUUCAUAUGUUGUAAAAACAAUCAACGCUAUAUUUUUUCAUGUGUGUUUGUAGUGGGUAUAGGGUUUUCCACUGUCGCCAUUUGAAAAGGUUUUAAAUUUGUCUUGCCAGACUUGUAGUUACAUGCCAGUUGUAACUUUCUCUAUGAUAGUGCAACUGACAACAUUUUAAUAAAGUAACUAGUUGCACGCACUGUAGUCACCGAACUUGAGACGUACAUCAAGGCAAGCAGUAAAUGAAUACUGAAUACCUUUUUCAGUAGUGUGUUAUCACUUCCAACAUCCUAACUUGAUUUGUGCAAAGAAUUAAAUAUAUUUUCAAGAUUAUAUGUAUAGGUUUUUUUGGUGUUAUAUUCACUUCUGCCGUUGAUUUAGAUUUUAAAAAUGAAAGUACCUAAAGAUAAUUUGGAAUCUGAGAACUUUUUAUAGUGAGUUAAUCUAAAAUAUAACACCAUCUUGUUAUAGAAAUUACUCACUGAUAAUAACCUAUUAGUAGAGGUAUGUAAAAAUAGCAAAUUGCUUUGAAUGCUCAAUUACCUGUUAUUGUAUGCUAAAAUUUGAACACUGAGAAAUGUUAAGAAGUUUACGUCAGUUUACAAAGAGCGAUAAUUUCCAUUAAAUUUUCCACCCAGAUGCUUGUUUCUUUCGAAACCAAUUAAAUGUAAUUUUUGUUGCAUAAAUAUUUAUCAAAGCUUUUUUUAUUCCCCCAAUAGCUUGUUUUCUUACACUGUAAGUGCUUCACCAGUGUUGUUUAGAUUGACAGCACAUUCCAAAGCAUUGGCAACAGUAAUAGUGUUUGUUUUAUCUGUAGCCAAAUAGUUUAUGUUGAGCAUUAGGUAAAGUUUGGGAUUAAGAUGGAAAGAUGUAAAGAAAACUGUUGGACAGAGUGGAAUAAAUGGUGUAUUUUUUAAAAUACAAAAUGCCAAAGUUCUGAAGCAAAAUGCUGAAAAAUGCUCUUUACACAUACUUCUACCUAUCAGGCAUCUGCUGCAAAAUGUGCUAAGAAAAAAGUCAAUAAAUAGCUGCUUCUCGGAUGGUUCAGGUUACUUGGGCUUUUAUCAGUCCAGUGGAAAUGGAUGGUAGGGAGAUUUUUAUUAGUCAUAAAUUUCAAUUGUUAUGCUUUUUUGCUAACUUAUUAAUACAUUAAGGAAGAAGUUAUUAAAGUUGGCUUAUUUUCCAACAAGGAACAUUCUGUGUGCCUUUGACCCAUCUCAGUUUAUGAUGCCUCAGUGCGUGCAAAAUAUUUAAUUUUGUAUUGGUUGCAGCAAGACUUUAAAAAAAAAAAAUGUGUUUGUAAACCAAUCUAACAUGUCCAUUAUGUCACUGCUUAUAGAACACAUUUUAGAAAUACAUAAUAUAUUUAAUUGAUACUUUAGUGGGCAUUUUAAAUUGGUUUGUUUUAAAAGAAACCCCUCUUACAAAGUUGUAAAAGUAUAUAUUAUAUAUAUUGUGUGUUGUUGGGAUUUGAAUAAAUAUUGAGAAAAAGUAAAAAAAUAGCGCAUAGUGCUGUGGUUAGGAAAGCCAGUUGUGAGGGUAGUUGGAGGGUGUGAAGUAAAACGUGUUAACUAGUUGUAACUUCGAGAUGCACAUGAUCAGGUUGCUGUGUGGGUUGUUGGGUGAAGAGGUAACAUUUUCGGUCUAGUGUUAUUACUGUUAUUACUGUGUAACUUCUUGAACUGUGUAUUGAAAAUAAUAAUUUAUGUUAUGUGAAAGAUCAGCUUUAAUUACUAUUAAUAAUUUUAAAACUGUGAAUUGGAGAAUGUUAUAAAAUUUUGAGGAAAAUAAUAUUUUUUCAGAGAAAGUAAUGACAGUUUUUUUUUUUUUUUUUAACUGUACAGUUACAAUGAAAUUUUUGGACUAAAUAUUCAGUGCAUAGACAAAUACGAUGCUCUGAUUUUUAGGGUGGAAAUUUUUGUGUAUCGAAUUCUUUCAAUUUUACGCUUGAAUACAAAAUAAAAUUAAUUAUAGCUUUUCAUUUUUUAUUUUUACAUAUUAAUACUGAUACCUUAUUAAAUAAAAAUAAUUAUAAAAAUGUGUACUGUUGCAGUCUCAUCAGAGUUUGAACAUUUUGUUAUAAAAGUCCAUCUUUAAAAGUUUGUUUUCUUAAACAUUAGUUACAUUGAUUAUCUUGUAUGCUCAUAGAUGUAUUCAUGUUCAGCCUUUGUGUAUAGCAUAGGAAAACAUUUAAUGAAAAAUUUCCAUUCAUUAAUUACAAGGUGGAAUUUUACACAAACCUUUUUCUGGUAUUUUUUUUAACCCUUUUGGUUGGAAGUCCUUUAAAUCAAAUUUUCAUUAGGGCUGUGGCUUUGCUAUUCAGAAUGAGGCUGGCAUUGCAAUGAACUGCGCUUGUUUUGUCGAACCCAUGCCAUCACUCUCUUGUCUCAUCGCUUGUUCAUCUCCAGUGACCUCGCUGACGAGACGUUACGCCCCAGUUUGUUUGUGCGCUCUUGAUGACCCAGGGUUCUGGUGUAGGGAUGUAAUUGACAGCUUGCUUGUGUCAUUGUGACGCUUGGCAAUGUUGGUUCAGCCCUUGACGUUGUAUAUAAAGAUGACCCAACUCCAAGUCGUGAAUUAGAAGAGAAAUGUUUCCCUUUUACUGCCUGAGAAUUGUUGGACCAUUUGAUUCACCAGCCAGGUGUCUUCACCACAUGCUCUCCCAUUCCUCACGAAUGCUGAAGUUUAUGCCAGUUAGUCAAGCGUCAUUAGGCAAUACUUAUAAUUUUGGUUUGACGUCAUUAGUUUUGUCAGUACGGUAGCUCAGCUUUUCCAAGUAAUUAGGUUAUGUAUUACUUAUGUUACAUUCAAAACUCAAACAAUUAUAAAGGUUAAGAGCUUGAUAUCAAGUUGUAUGUUGUUCCUUCAAUCUGAAAAGCUAAUUAAGAACGUACAUUUAAAUAUGGUGUUAGCAUGAACAAAAAUGUAGUAGCCCACCUGAUUAAGGUUGAAAACAUCUGUGAUAAUAUAUUGCAGCGUACUGUAAAAUGACUUAAGAAUUGUUUGUUGGUCAAUGAAUUUGUGAUCUCGUGAUUCUUCUCUGCAGUUAGUUUGUAGACAAUGUUGCAUAAGGCAAAAAUAUUCUGACAAUGUUCAGAAACACGAUCCAAACAAUUUUUGUGUGAAAUAAAAAUGUCAGCAUGUAUUUUCAUUAGGUAAGUUUUGUGAAUGUACAAGAACUAGGGAUGUGCGAAUCCUGGAUUUUCAGUUCAAUUCAAAUCCCUGGCAAUAUUUGAGAUACGAAUCCGAUUCCGAAUAUUAAGCACAGAAUAAUUAAAAAUAAUUGAUUAAUUUAAAAAUAAUGUAUUCUCUUUUUUCUAACUCUAACUACUGGCAAUUAUUUUUUACACUGAGAUUGAAACGUUUAUAAUUAUGUAAACUUAAUUAAUAAUAAACACUUUAAAAUAUGAAAACCAAAACAUAUUCGAUUCUCCAACUCAAUCGUAAUAAACUGCAGGACACAGGGAAAUCUCAGUUUUAUAAUCGUUUCAGCAAACGAAACCAUUUUUUCUCCAAUAAAUAGCCAAGAUGUUUUUUUCUUGUAGGUAUGUAAUUGUUUUUAGUUUAUAGUUUGCUAUACCUCGAAAUUCGUAAUUAUAGUUUAAGCUCUGGAAAUCUCGAAAUUCUUUUAAUGUCACUGUGUUAAUUAUUUAAUUUACAUAUCUCUUUGAUACAUCAUAUUAUAAAUACAUACAUACGUAAUAGUAGCCUAAUUUUAUUUUUCGCUGCUAGUAUUUUUGAGCCGUAUUAAAUUAUUUUAUAACUUUUGUGAAUAUUCGUAAUACUGUUUGAAUCCAUGUACGUACGAUUCCAGUUUCUGGUAAUUGUGGAUUCGAACCGUACCCGAAAUUAUCGGGUACUCGCACAUCCCUAACAAGAACUAAAAAAUCAAAGAAAAAGGAACUCAAACCAGAUAUUCAAACAUUUUGUUUUCACCUGAUUGUUACUGCGAUAAACAAAUUAUAAAUACCUAGUUUUUGACCAACCAGCAAUUAAGUGGGUUAAAUUUUGGGAACAGAGCUAAUCCUAUACAUUAAAGUAAUAACUCUCCCUUUAUAUAUCUUAAUAAAAUACUUAAAGUUUAAAAUUUUUUAUUUGUAAUUUGAAAUCUAUCAAUCAAUGCUUCUUUUUUAUUUAAUUUCUUUCCCUCUAAAUUAGUCUUGUUUUACUGUUAAAGGGUUCUAAUGUACAUAUGUAUCAAACAUUUACGUAGCAAGAAGAAUUACUUAUCUUUUUAUUCAACAGUUUUUGUUUCAUAUAGCAGGCAUUAAUAUGCAUAAACUUAAUGGGCAGACGAGUGUAUUUUUCAGAACUAUAACAAUGAUGUCGCAGAACAUUUUAACUGUAAGUGCUAAGAGAACUUCUUUGAAAGUUAUACUAAAAUGUGCCCAAGUGCUCUCUAGAUCUUCCCACAGUGAAAUUUAAUUAUUUUUUUGUGUGUGUGUGUGUAUAUGGAUAAUUUUAAAUUUUAGAUGCGAGGCAGUGAAUGGCAAUAUCAAACUUACUAUGACCUGCAACAGUACUCAUAGUAAUUUUCUUGCCCUGUCUGUCGGAUAUUUUCAGUUAUAUAGUAACAUAAACUGAUUCUAAAACAUGAGAGAAUUUAUAUAAGUAAAACUAUAUUGGAAAUUGUUGGGUUGGUGUAGUUUCCUACUAUGUAGAUGUGGCAGCGUGUUUGACAUGAACAACUCUUCAAAACUCUCGAUAUGCUUUAUGGUUUUUGGUUUGAUUUUUAUGUUCUUGCCUAGGGAAGCAAAUUUGGGAAUUUACAGUUGAGUAAGUGGAUGGGUGUAAAGAAAAAAUGUUAUUAACCUUCAAAUCCAGAAGCAUCAUGUGUUGUCUGUGGACUGGGAGCAGUUGUUUCUGGUGGUGUGUGUACCCUUGGAUUGACGCAUGUCAUCUGUGAUAUGGGACUUCAAAACAGCUGUGUGGUUCUUUUGUUUUUAGUCAAUUAAUGUCUUUACUUAACUGUUUUUAUUUUUGUAACCUGCAGGAAUAAAAUCUAUUGUGUGAGUUAGUUUAAAAAAAAAAUUAAAUAUAAAUAAAAACAAAUGAAGACUAAAAGUGUCACAGUGUUUUUAAGUGUUUGAGAAAAACAUUUUUUUCUCUUAAGAUAGUUUAAAUGUUAACAAGAUUCAGCAAGCAAGCCAAACAAAAAAAAUGCAAAAAAAAAUAUGGGGUGUGGUUUUUGUUUGUUUUGGCUACCCAAGUGCAGAAAGUGCAGUCAUCUAUUUUGUGUUUUUAGCAAACAAGAUUUGAAAGGAAGAACAUAUCUACCAGUGUUUAAAAAUGCUUAUAAAAUAACAACAAUAUAUGGGGCCUGUGUAUGAGUGAAAGGAAAAAAGAUUUCUCGAUUUGUUUCUUUAGCAAAUACACUGCCAUUUUCCCCUGCAAGGUGGAAAGCUAUAACUCCAUAUUGUGAGAAGAUUGAUAAAAACAAAACACAGACUAUUAUUACAGGUAAAAAAUACAAAAAAAUGAAAUGGGAUUUUUGUUUUUAUUAUUAAUUCUUCUGAUAGCGUGUGUUAGAAAUAUUGAAAUGUUGUGUAAAAAUGGACAACAUUUUUCUUGUUAAACUACUAUUGCCUACCUUGUAUGUUAUUGUUUGUGGCAGGAAUGCGUGCAAUACAGACAUGCCUUGACGUUUACUUCGCAUUGUAAAUCAUAGUGCUAGCAGGCAAUGUAUUCAGAAGCCAAACUUUGUUUAGCAAUAUCACAACUAAGCUUAUAAAAGAUGUAUUUUUCAAAACAUUGACCAUCAAUAAUUAUUACUUACUAUUUGCGUGUUGCAUUUCAUGUCAUCAAAACAGAUAGUUUUAAAAGCCAUUUAUAGAAAAUAAACAAAUUAUAAAACCAAGUUCAGAGUGCUCUUCAUAGUAUAAAAUAGCAUAUUACUGCAGGGAUAAUUAAUUGUUCCAAUCUUUUAUCAAGUAGGAGAAUACUCUAAAGGAUGAUUCCUUGAUGUGAUGUGUGUUUUGAAGUCAAGUACGAGCAUUUAAAUAUUUAAAAAAUAACUGCAAGUAAUAAUAAAGCAUGUGCUAAUCACACAUUACGUACAAAUGUGUGCUUUAGUUACCUGUAUAUAAGAUGAAUAUUUUAUACAAGUUUUAAGAUCUUAAAUCUGAUACUUGUGUUGUUGAUGUACUUAAGCAGCUGUUGUAUGAAGGAUGGGAAGAUCUAUUUUUAUAAUGAAUUUACUUUCUUGAGCCCAUCGUUAACCCUUGUAUCCAUAAUUAUUGCCUCCACGUGGGUGUUCUAUAUCUUACGUGCUUUGCUUUAUGAUAUGGUCUGUUUUUCUGUGCUGCAGAAAUUAAAAGCAAAGUAGUUAAAACUGCUCCCCUUCCCAUUUUUGUUUAUAAAACUGUUGGUGGACAGUUCCAGGCAAAGGGCAUUGAGCAAAAUAAAAUCUCGCCCUCACCCCAUCUUUUCUGCUUGUUCAUGAGAGCCGUCAAGUCCUAGAUUCUUGUUAUCUGAGAUUGAGGGAAACAAAAGCAGUCUUAUUUAAGUUUACAGCAACUCUACAGAUACGUAAUUUUUCAAAAGAAAAAAAUGUCGCCCAAAAAUUUGUAGACUUGUCUUAAAUGCAGAAUUUUUGUGUGCUGGAAAUUACUAUUACUAUUCUGCUGGAUUGUAUUUAUUACAAAGGCGAAUCUAUGUUUUGCAGAUGUGAUCCCAUUAAAAUGCUUGGUGUGAUGUAACAAUGGUGAACUAGAGGUGGUUCAUUUGCAUCUAUGGUAAAUGGCUUUUAAAAUUGUUAAAUGUCGGUGACAUUUUUAUGUUCAUGGCAGUAUCCUGCUGUAGUGUUUAUCUUUGUUGGAAUUUUAAAAAUAUAUAUAUAUAUUUUUUUUUUUUUUGCUGGCUGCUGUAAUAUGUGCAGCCACAGUUCAAAUUUGUUACUUUUGUAGUGAACUUGACAGGAAACUUGUAAUGCCUGCUGCUUUUAAACUUGAGGCAUGACCUUGCGAACGCAAUAUCUGCACAUUCGGAAGCCUGCACCGCACGAGCCCGCGGUAGAUUUAUCGCAAUCUGCUCGCAGAACUUGAUUCACUCAUUCGAAGCUUGCUAGCUCGCCAGAUGUGUCUGGAAACUUUAGUUUCUUCCUGUGCCUUUCUAAGAACCCAGUGCACGACAUCCUCGAAGUCUUUAAGCUUAAACUGGUGUAGCGGCGAUGCGUCUGGCAUCGGGGUUCCUGCUGUGCAGACUUCUCGGUGCUUCUUCCUGUGACAGUGUGAGGCCAUCGGUCCAUGUGGUGCGUUGAGGACUUGGGAAGCUGUCACCAGCUGUACAAGCCUGUUCUCUUGGAUAUUUGAGCGCGUCGUGGUUGCGACAUUACAUCAGAGCACACUCAAAUAAUUGAACGUAAAAUGCAGCACACAUUCAUUCAGAUUCUACCAAGCCAUAGAGUUUACCCGAGGGUGGUACAAUACUCUGCACAAGAACUUACGCAGUCAAGCAAUUGUUAAACCUGAUUGGCAAGUAUGCUUAGUUAUGUUACUGCACCAGUAACAGGUGUUCUGGUUAAAGUUUGUUCCCCUAGUAAUUAGCCAUUGGUGGGUUUCUAACAGAAUAGGUAUUCAAUAUAUUAAAUAGUGUGAAGUGUGUAAAAUAUUAAUAGUCUUUCUCUGCCUGCAGUGUUUGAUGUGAAUUUGUCGCUAGUAUUGAGUUAUGAAUUCUAGAAACAAAUGUGACAGUUUUCAUUUAUUAUGUGAUGUGAUCAACUUUGGGUUGGUGGCCCCAUGGACCGAUUGGCCAUCUCAAGAUUUUCUGCUAGACAGGAGAGGGCAUGUGCAGUAUUUUGCUGUGGUUUCUAUUUUGUGAACCAUGCGGGAUUGUAUAAAUGGUGUUAAAGUGACCACACACAAUUCAAUGUGAUGCAAUUCCUUGUUGAACAUGUGAAUGAUGAUCUGUGAUUCACCUUCUAGUCCAAGGUAACAAGAGAAGUGCUUAGGCCAUCUAAAUGUCAAUUUUGUAAAAUAAAAUUUAGUUGCUAGUUAAGUUUAAACACAUUUUUAACCCAAAUUUACUUCAGUAUUUUCAUCACUGACAUUACCUUUGGUGGAUUUUAAUUUUUUUUUUUACAAAGAAAGUAUUAUGAAAAUACUUUAAUUCUACCUGUCGUUGUAGGCAAGUGGCUUGUACAAGCGUUCUCUUAUUGGCUACCUAGACAAUAGCAUGUUUGGUCACUUUAACUCUUCUGCCACAAGAUUUGUAGAGUUGGAAAACUACAAAAAGAAAAAAAAAUGCUAUCACAUAGUUGAUGAAAAGAAUUUUUAUUUGUUAUUGUCACUAGUUUACCUGACACUUUACAUACUGAACUUGAUUUUAAGGCAAAUAAAUGAAAUUCGGUGAUCAUUUC